Messenger RNA from Betta splendens (Siamese fighting fish), 3482 nucleotides. RefSeq names its product FH2 domain containing 4 (gene fhdc4). NCBI's taxonomy places the organism in Eukaryota, Metazoa, Chordata, Actinopteri, Anabantiformes, Osphronemidae. The record is from RefSeq and is a predicted model, not a curated record. The transcript has 12 exons. Bases 304 to 2754 code for a protein of 816 amino acids.
UCCAGCUCAGCAGCCACAGGCCGCGUGGAGUAAGCGGGGAUCCCACGGUUGCGCCCGCUGCUGGAGAGGCGUGGGCUGCCGUGGACGGCUUACCUGGGCGUGUCGGGCGCGCGCAGGUUUCGACACUCCGUUCCUAUUUGUCACUCGUCUGUGGACGUUCUAACUGGAAGCUCUGAGAAAAAGAUGAAAAGUACAACAAAGUGGCCAUGCUGCUGAGUGGAACACAGAGGCUCUGAUCCUGCCUGGAUGUGUGACUCAGGCUACGAGCCCAUCCUUAACCUGCUGAGCCCUCUUUGACCAAAGAUGCAGUCAGGAGGUCCACCCCCGCCACCACCUCCACCUCCACCUCCACCUCCACCACCUCCACCUCCAGCUCCUGGCCUCCCUUCACAUGGCCCCGGUCUCUCUGCCAGAGGGCUCCACCGGCUCUCCAGAAUGCGCAAUUUCAACUGGGAAACUCUUCCCAAGCACAGCGUUAUAGGAAAGCACAACAUCUGGACAGAAGAUAGGACCGAUGGGGAGUACGAGCUGGACACGGAGCACAUGGAGGAGCUGUUCAGCCAGAAGAAGGACCAGCAUCAAGUCAAGGCCCUGAGCAGCCAGAGUCCCAGAGGCCAGUCGCCUGGAGCCUCCGGAGCAGAAAUAGUUACCGUCCUCAGCUCCAAGAGGAGCAUGAACAUUGGAAUUUUCCUAAAGCAAUUCAAGCGGCCCGUUAACGACAUGAUCCGCCAAAUCAAGUCGGGGAGCAGCCGCGGUUUUGGCUCAGAAAAACUGAGGGAGCUGUGCAAGCUGCUGCCAGAGGAAGGGGAGCUGAAGCAGCUGGUUGGUUUUAAGGGGGACCCCUCCACUCUCCCUGAAGCAGAUCUGUUUAUGCUGAUGCUGGUCAAGAUUCCCAGCUAUGAAGAGCGUCUGAGCAGCUUGAUGCUGAAGGAGGAGUUCCUCCCUCUCAUGGAUGAAAUCAAGGGUUUCAUUCGCACCCUGACUGCAGCUGGAAAAGAACUGCUGCAGUCUGACCACCUCCAUUCUAUCAUUCGUCUGGUACUGAAGACGGGGAAUUACAUGAAUGCUGGCGGCUACGCAGGCAGCGCAGUUGGCUUCCGAAUGGCCUCUCUGCUGAAGCUGGUGGACACCAAAGCAAACAAGCCGGGAAUCAAUCUGAUGCAUUAUGUUGUCAUGCAAGCUCAAAAGGUCGACGUGUCCCUGCUCAACUUUCCAGAACAACUCAGUCACAUCAAAGCUGCAGCGAGAAUAAAUAAAGGCGACCUUGAAGCAGAAUUUGCGAGACAGGUGAAGAGAAUAGAAGCCGCCAAGGCAAACACCUUGAAGCAAGAAGACCUGAAGACCCAGAUGGAGGAUUUUCUAAAGGAGGCUGACUGCUGCCUGACCCAAGUAGGAGCGACCCUCCAGGAGCUGCAGUCCGUCAGUGACGCCGUAGCAGAGUACUUCUGUGAAGACCCGCAGAAGUUCAAACUGGAGGAGUGCUGCUCCAUCUUCAGCUCCUUUUGUGAGAAAUUCCUACGAGCCGUCCAGGAAAACAAGGAUCAAGAGAUGGCCGAGUUGAAGCGGAGGCAGAGAGACCGUCUGGAGAGCGCCGCCAAGCGCAGGUCCAUCGCCACCUGUUCCAGCAGAGACAAAGAAAUGGAAGGCAUCACUUUGGAGUCGGCGUUGCAGAGCGUCCUCAUGAGUAACCUCUCUCGCCGGAGGUCCGGGAGGCCCACGUCCACUCACGGCAGCCCCACCAACGGGAGCCUGUCGGAGAUUACGUCACAGGCCAACCUCCCCAGCAGAAGCCGACUGAGAGGGGGCUCGUUUAUGGGCAGGAAGGAGUGGAACUCAGCGGCCGAGCUCAGAGGGAACUCAUCGCCAAAUAGAGCCCAAGCGAACGGGGGCGACGGGAAACAAGCUGGUAAUCGUCAUGAAGAAGUGACGAGGACGUCCGGGACAGAGGAUUCUGCAAAAACCAAACCUCCACCCACCGUGGCCUCCGACCCGCCCCCCUUGGUCCGAACGUCUUCCCCCACUGUUAACGGCCAAGAAGACCUACUGGAUAACGAUGAGGAGGAAGCUCAGAAGCUACGUGAAGCGUCCAAAAAGGUUUUCCGCUUUCAGAACAGCCGAGGCAGCAGCGUCUCCUCGGGGGAAUUCACUCUGGAAAAUCAGAAAUCCCCGGGUGCGGGUGCGGCCUUGCCCCGUCAGCGCACCGUGGACGAGGACGCAGAGAACCGCCGGGCAGAACAAUCCAACGAGGACUUGGUGAGACUGUUGUUCAGCCCUCAGUUCUCAAAACGUAACCAUGGUCGCCGCCAUACUGUGUCUGCCCCUAAAGUCCCUAAAACUAAAGAGGAGGAGGAUAAUGUGUCCAGAACUCCCAAUCCUGUGACACAAGACAAAGGAAGGCAGCCGUCGGAGGAGGGACGGCUCAAUCCCUCCAAUCAAACCUUUGAUUUCACAGACGUUUCCCUCAGUUUAAAAAGUCCUGCUGCUCAAGUGCUGAAUUCAGCAUCGGCAGAAACAAAAACCACACCAAGUGCUCCCUCGACCCACAUGAACCCGGUUGAAAUGCCCGAAGUCAGGUCAGCGGAGCCCGCCGGCGGACAGUCACGGAGGAACAGCGAAAACGUCCCCCCCAAGGCCACGUGGAUUAAAAGCGAGACUUCUGGGCUGUUCUUUAGCUUUUUUAAACGCCUCGGUGAUAUGAGCAAACUGCAGAGCAACAAAGACACAAGUCACAAGGGCACGAGCUCAGGUGUUUAAAGAGACCGUUUAAAAGCAGGGACGCACUUUGUGUAAUCGUGCUGCUCUGUGUGCAAGUCAUGAAAGGCCAUGUUGUCUGUUGACCACUAGAGGGCAGAAUAUGACGUGGUACGUGUGUUCAUAGAGUAGUUGUGUUGUUCACUCAGUCACUGUUUUGUUGAGUGAACAAAACCAUGAUGGACUCACUCACUGUAAAUAAUUUGGUCUGAACCCUUUAACGUUCUUGAUAAAGUGCGUCAUCGUCUGCCCGUGUUUUUAUCACAGGGUUGAAUGAUAAGUUGAAUUAUUUGACUAUUUACACUGUGCACCUGAAUACAGUAUAGAUUUUUUUCCUUUGCUGUUCUCCUCCGUCCUCACAGCAGCAGAUCAAAAUGCAGAAGGCCAUGAAUUCCUUUGGGCUCGUUCACAAUUCACCCAUUGUUCUUGUCUUAAAUAGGUCAGUGUUACAAAGACAGCCUGUAUGUGACCACGGCUGAACCACAGGCUGACAAUGGGCCAGAGAGGGGCUCCGGUCUCAUGUGAACUUAGGGAGACGUUCCUGUGUUCAUGCAUCUAGUGCUUUUACCCACAGACUGGGAGCUUCUCCAAGGUUUCACGCCCUGCAUUCAUAUCCUCAGACAAACAUGUCAGCCACAUAUUUAUACAACUCUUAUGUAAUAAACUGUUUCCUGAAUUGGAAGGAAAUACUUUCAAUACAGUUUCAGAAAACAAAUAAAUUAUAAAUUUUG